Messenger RNA from Sporisorium graminicola, 1470 nucleotides. RefSeq lists its product as uncharacterized. Gene Ontology annotation, cellular component: membrane. The coding region runs from base 1 to 1470 and encodes 489 amino acids. The transcript has a single exon. Gene Ontology annotation, biological process: carbohydrate metabolic process. Gene Ontology annotation, molecular function: chitin deacetylase activity. NCBI's taxonomy places the organism in Eukaryota, Fungi, Basidiomycota, Ustilaginomycetes, Ustilaginales, Ustilaginaceae. The record is from RefSeq and is a predicted model, not a curated record.
AUGAAGCUCUCAUCCACAGCCCUCGUCGCGGCCAUCUCGCUCGCCUCGGCGGUCACCGCCAACAUCGGCCGUGGUGUACCGGACCACAAGGCCAUUCAGAACUUGUACCGGCGCCAUCGCGAUAGCGGCGAGUACGACAGGCUCAUCUACAAGCGUGGAUCGCGCCCUCACUCGGCGCUCAAGGCUCGUGCCACCACCGAGCCCGAGCAGGCUGCCAUCAAGGGCGCCAAGGCCGAAUGCACAGCGUACAACCUGCCCGAAGUCGCCGCGCUCGCCAAGCAGUUCCCUGUACCUUGGGACAACGCCACCAUCCUCCCUGGCGACUCGGAGGCGCAGAGCGUCUGGGCCAACAUCAAGGCUUCCGGCAUCAUCCCCUCGGGCAUCACACCCAAGGGUAAGGUCAAUGGUGAUUUCACCGGCUUCACCCCGACCUACCCCAGGACAGACCCAGACUGCUGGUGGACGUUCAACGGAUGCGAUAGCCCCAAGCACCCGAACUUGGCCAACGACCUGGUCCAGUGCCCCGAACCCGACACGUGGGGAUUGACCUUUGACGAUGGACCCAACUGCACCCACAACGCGUUCUACGACUUUUUGCAGCAGAACAACCAGAAAGCCACCAUGUUCUACAUCGGCUCCAACGUGCUCGACUGGCCCCUCGAGGCUCAGCGUGGCAUUGUCGACGGCCACCACAUUUGCGUGCACACGUGGAGCCACCAGUACAUGACCGCCUUCCCGGACGACCAGGUGUUCGCUGAGCUCUACUACACGGCCAAGGUGAUCAAGGACGUGGUGGGUGUGACACCGACCUGCUGGCGACCACCGUUUGGCGACGUUGACGACCGCGUGCGUGCGAUCGCCAAGGGACUGGGCCUUGAGACGGUGCUCUGGACCGACGACACGGACGACUGGAAGAUCCUGCCGCUCGGAACGCUACCUACGGCCAGCAUCGACGCCAACUACGCCUCGAUCAUCGCCAAGGAGACCGCGGGCCCUUCGGCGGGGCAGGGCAACAUCGUGCUCACCCACGAAAUCAACGGCCACACCAUGGAAGAGUUUAUGAAGCAGUACCCCAAGAUUCAGGCUGUCUUCAAGCACAUUGUGCCGCUCACCGCGUGCAUGAACCAGACGCGUCCGUACCCGGAGGCCAUCACCUACCCGAACUUUGCCCAGUACGUCGCCGGUAACAUCAACGCCACCGGCCUCCCGGACGGCAGCAAGAUCAAGGCCGCCGACAACAGCUACAACCCAAGUGCGGCCAUCAGCGCUACGGGCGCUGCGGCCAGUGCCACCGGAAGCGCCGCGGGUGGUUCCGGCUCGAGCUCCGGCAGCGGGGCGUCGGCUAGCACGAGCAAGGCCGCCCAGUCUUCCGUCAAGUCGGGCGCCACUGCGAAUCACUUGCCCACCCUGCUGGUCGGUGGGUCGCUCGCCGCCGCCGCUCUGAUCUCCGCCAUCGCAAUGCUUGCUUGA